AUGGGGAUGGACGACUUCAAUGCCUCUCAGGUACAUGGAGAAGUGAAACAAGACACCAAUCCUUCGGAGCAGAUUACCAACGAAGCCGUCGUCCGACCCAUGAAGAUCGAUCCCAAGUCUCUUCCUACCGUCGACAAAGAUGUUAUCGCAGAGCACAAGCCAGCGGAUACCGUUAGCGACACCGAGAAGGACGCAACACCGGAGGGCGAGGAACCCACCGAGCGAGAGAAAAGGACAUUAAGACAUGUGGGCGAGAGUCUGCCUUUCUCGACAUUCUUGGUUGCUUUUGUCGAACUCUGCGAGCGCUUCACGUACUAUGGGUGUCAGGGUAUCUUCCAAAAUUACGUACAAAGACCUUUGGAUGGCUCCGAGGGACGAGGAGCUCUGGGAAUGGGCCAUCAGGGAGCCACGGGUCUGACGACCUUCUUCAACUUCUUCUGCUACGUGACUCCAAUACUUGGCGCCAUUGUUGCAGACCAAUACACCGGCAAAUACAAGGCUAUUCUUUACUUCUCCAUCGUCUAUCUUGUCGGCCUCCUUACUCUCUGGACGACAGCAUUGCCGACCUCAUUGCAUAAUGGCGCUGGGCUGGGUGGCUUCAUUGCCGCCAUCAUUGUCAUCGGAAUUGGCACCGGCGGUAUCAAGUCAAACGUGGCGCCUCUCAUUGCUGAUCAGUACAAGAGACGUAAAAUGGCUAUCAUGACCACUCCCAAGGGUGAACGAGUCAUCGUUGAUCCCUCGGUGACCAUUCAGAGAAUCUACAUGAUUUUCUACACCUGCAUCAACGUUGGAGCGCUGUCACUUCUGGCGACACCAUAUAUGGAGCGAGAUAUCGGAUUCUGGUCGGCCUUCCUACUGUGUUUCUGCAUGUUUUGUGCAGGCACUACUAUUCUUAUCUUGGGAAGGAAGAUCUACGUCGUCCGUCCACCACAAGGAUCCAUCAUCACGGACGCGUUCAAAUGUGUUUGGCUGAUGAUCAAGCACCGGGAUCAAGAUGCGCCAAAGCCCUCUUGGUUGGCUGAGCACGGCAUACAGAAGACCGUGCCGUGGAAUGAUCAUUUCAUCGAUGAGUUGAAGAGGGCUCUUGUUGCUUGCCGCGUCUUCAUCAUCUACCCUAUCUACUGGUGUGUUUAUGGGCAAUUCAGCGGCAACUUCGUCACCCAAGCGGGUCAAAUGAAGGGACAUGGUAUUCCGAAUGACCUUAUGCAAAACUUUGAUCCUAUUGCUAUUAUCGUCUUCGUCCCGAUCCUCGAUCGCUUAGUCUAUCCUCUUUUGCGGAAGAUGCGCGUCCCAUUCCCGCCUAUCAAUCGGAUAGUCCUUGGGUUCUGGGUGGCGUCGCUUGCCAUGGCGUAUGCUGCUAUCGUGCAGCAUCUGAUUUACGUUUCCGGUCCGUGUUAUGAUCAACCACUAUGCGACGCCUCGGUCCUCGAUGGAGUUGCGCAAGGUAAUAACAUUCACAUCGCCAUCCAGACUCCAGCGUAUAUGCUUAUCGGUAUUUCGGAGAUCUUCGCAUCAGUCACUGGCCUCGAAUACGCGUAUACUAAGGCACCACCAAGCAUGAAGAGCUUUGUUCAAGCGAUGUAUCUCCUCACGAACGCUUUCGGAUCCGCUCUGGGUGAGGCCUUGACCCCAGUGGCAUACGAUCCUGCUAUUCUGUGGAUGUUUGUUGGCUUAUGCGGUGCAUCAUUCGGCGCGGGCUGUCUCAUCUGGAUCCUGUUCCACCAUCUCAAUGCCCAGGAAGAGGAGAUGAAUGCAUUGGAAUCCGACCUGGAGGAGGAGGGAGGAUAUCGCAAAGGUUCAAAAGUCACUUAUUAA
This is a messenger RNA of Exophiala xenobiotica, 1815 nucleotides long. RefSeq lists its product as uncharacterized. Gene Ontology annotation, cellular component: fungal-type vacuole; plasma membrane. Lineage: Eukaryota; Fungi; Ascomycota; Eurotiomycetes; Chaetothyriales; Herpotrichiellaceae. Bases 1 to 1815 code for a protein of 604 amino acids. The transcript is spliced from 14 exons. The record is from RefSeq and is a predicted model, not a curated record. Gene Ontology annotation, molecular function: tripeptide transmembrane transporter activity; dipeptide transmembrane transporter activity. Gene Ontology annotation, biological process: transmembrane transport.